Messenger RNA from Petromyzon marinus (sea lamprey), 942 nucleotides. RefSeq names its product protein lin-28 homolog B-like. Gene Ontology annotation, cellular component: nucleus; cytoplasm. The record is from RefSeq and is a predicted model, not a curated record. Gene Ontology annotation, biological process: pre-miRNA processing. NCBI's taxonomy places the organism in Eukaryota, Metazoa, Chordata, Hyperoartia, Petromyzontiformes, Petromyzontidae. Gene Ontology annotation, molecular function: zinc ion binding; mRNA binding.
ACUCACACACGCCUCUUCUCCUCCACGUGUGUGUGGAUCUCCCUCCCCUCCACCGCCACCACACACAAGCCGCCAUGUUUCUGCACGCACCGUUUUCCAGGGACAACUUCAAUCCUCACCUCCAUCACGCACCGUGGCCAUCACCCCCCACCCCCCCCCCCCCCCCCCCCCGGUCUGCUCGUGCUCCUAGACACCGUCAGCGCUGUGAGGUUCCACCGCAAUUAAUGCGCCUUAUUGGAAGCAAGGAAGACUCCCCCCCCCUCCCCAUCCCACCACCGACUCCCCUCCCUCUCCUUUUGUUUUUGCAUCGCGCACGUGUUCCGGAGAAGAGCAGCCGUUGCCGGCCCUGGGAAGUGUGGUGCGGAUGGCCGCUGCUGGGGCGAGCCGAGGGCCGGGUGAAGAGGGCCAGCAGGUGUUCCACGGCACAGGCUAUUGCAAGUGGUUCAACGUGCGCAUGGGCUUUGGCUUCAUCGCCAUGACGAACCGCGAGGGCCAGCCGGUCGACCCGCCGCAAGACGUCUUUGUCCACCAAAGCAAGGUGUUCAUGGAGGGCUUCCGGAGCCUGCGCGAGGGCGAGCUGCUCGAGUUCAGCUACCGCAAGUCGGCCAAGGGCCUGGAGACGAUCCGCGUGACGGGCCCCGGCGGGGCGCCGUGCGCGGGCAGCGAGCGCCGGCCCAAGAGCAAGGCGGUGCCCAAGCCGCGGCGGCCUCGCGGAGACAGGUGUUACAACUGCGGGGGGCUGGAUCACCACGCCAAGGAGUGCACCCUGCCACCGCAGCCCAAGAAGUGCCACUUCUGUCAGAGCACCAGCCACAUGAUGGCCAACUGCCCGCUCAGAGGUGCGGGAGGACCCCCAGCCGGGCCCUCUUCUGGACCGGGCCACUUUGGCCCUCACCCCGAGUCAUCCUCGUCCCACUCUCCCUGACACCCCCCCCCCUAACC